CUGCGACAAGAAAAGAUUGAACUGGAAGAAACACUGGAAAAGGAGCAAGAAUGCCAGAUAAAUAAACUCAUGAGAAAAAUUGAAAAGUUAGAGGCAGACACUUAUAACAAACAGCAGACUCUUGAACAGCUGAGAAGAGAAAAAGUUGAGCUGGAAAAUUCACUGGAACAGGAGCAAGAAUCACUGGUCAACAGACUCUGGAAACGAAUGGAUAAACUAGAAGCAGAGAAAAGACUGCUGCAGGAAAAGCUUGAUCAGCCCAUCUCUGCUCCUCUGAGCCCCAGAGAUAUCAACAAUGGUGAUACUGCAAGUAACCUAGCGCAGCAUAUUGAUAGUCUGCGGUCAGAGGUCAAUAAGCUGAAAGAACAAUUGAGGAGUGCCCAAGUUGAGCAUGCUGAGAAAAUGGCUCAAUAUGCCCAGGAGGAAAGACAGAUUAGGGAAGAAAAUUUGAGGUUACAGCGCAGGCUGCAGCUGGAGAUGGAAAGAAGGGAAAAUCUUUGUCGGCAUUUAUCAGAAUCUGAGUCAAGUUUAGAAAUGGAUGAUGAAAGACAUUUCAAUGAGGUAGCCAAACAGCAUGAAGCAGCUUCAGUCAGCCACAUCAGACCCCGCACCGUGUCAAGCCCUAUCCCUUACAACAGUAGUGCACCAAGAUCCGUUUCACCAAGUAUGACUUACAUUGCAGCAAAAAGUCCUCCCAGUCCAAUGAGGCGGCCGGCCCCAGGACAGUCAUUCCACCCUCCAGCUCAGCCUUCCACCAUGCCACAUGGGUCAUCCAUGGCUUUCCACCCACAUGGCAUCAGUUCACAGCACAAUCCGAAUGCCUUUGUGGGAGCUAGCACUUCUCCACCAGUGUUUGGGGCUGCUUCAAACUACAGUGUUCAGAAACCAAGAGUGCAUGCAGACAAGUUUGCUAAACCUAGUGGAUUUCCUGUUGAGAAAAACUGA
Molecule: messenger RNA, 945 nt
Organism: Candidula unifasciata
Lineage: Eukaryota; Metazoa; Mollusca; Gastropoda; Stylommatophora; Geomitridae
Source: the annotation of a GenBank genome assembly